This is a messenger RNA of Phalaenopsis equestris, 1454 nucleotides long. RefSeq lists its product as uncharacterized. NCBI's taxonomy places the organism in Eukaryota, Viridiplantae, Streptophyta, Magnoliopsida, Asparagales, Orchidaceae. The transcript has a single exon. The coding region runs from base 377 to 1213 and encodes 278 amino acids. The record is from RefSeq and is a predicted model, not a curated record.
AGUAAAUAAGGAUGAUGUCGAGUCUUCUCGCGGGCCCCGUCAUAGCCUUUCGGGAGGAGGCUCUCUCGCACCCAAAAUCACUAAGUUGGACUUUCCACGCUACAAUGGCAUGGAUGACCCAACCGGAUGGAUUUGUCGAGUGGAGAAAUUUUUCGAGUUCCAAGGCACGUAAGAAACGGAAAAACUCCCCUUGGCCGGUUAUCACUUGGAUGGCACUGUCCAAUUGUGGUAUCAACGUUUCAAAAAUCGGCGAGAAGGCGUCAAUUGGGAAGUGUUCAAGUACAAGUUGCAUUUACGAUAUGGGCCUUCAAGAUACCAAAAUUUCUUUGGGGAUCUCACCAAGCUUAAACAAACAGGAAGCAUCCGCGAUUACCAAAUGGACUUUGAUCGUUUGUUACAUCGAGCUGGCCAUUUGUCUGAAGAACAACAAAUCGGGUGCUUUGUCAGCGGGUUAAAGAAUGCAAUACGGGUUGAUGUGCAAGCAUGUAAUACAAUUUCAUUGUCCGCCGCUAUCGGUCUGGCGCGAUUUUAUGAGUCUCGUAUGUAUGAACAACAGAAGAGAGGGUACGUGGAACCUCCGAAUGCUCCAUCCACCAUGGGACAUCCACCCUUACCCUCAGCAUCCCUUACUCGCGCUCGUAACCCCACCAUCAAGAGGUUGAGUUCGACUGAGUUGCAAGAAAGGAGGAUGCACGAAUUAUGCUUCAAUUGUGACGAAAAAUUUUCCCCAAGCCAUCGUUGCAAGAAGUUAUUUUUAAUAGAAGGAAUUUUUCCUUCUAUUGACGAGCCGUUGGAGGAGACUACCAAAGAGGAGGAAGCGGAAGAAAAGAUUCUCGAAAUUAGUUUUCAUGCUAUUUCAGGAAAUACAACACAUCAGACCAUGCGCUUUUUUGGAAAAAUCGGAGAUUUUGGGGUUACCAUAUUGGUGGAUUCCGGUAGCACUUAUAACUUUAUGAAUUCAAAGUUAGCUACCAAAAUGAGAAUUUAUCCUGCAAAGAAAGAAGAAUUCUCGGUUCAAGUGGCGGAUGGAAAUAAGAUGAAAAGUGAAGGAUUGUGUGAAAAGCUCCCUAUUUUAGUGCAAAAGGUUCAAUUUCACGUAGAAUUUUACCUUUUACCAGUGGAAGGAUGUGAUGCUGUUUUCGAAACUCAAUGGCUUAAAAAACUGGAUCCAAUUAUUUGGGAAUUCAAUGAUCUAUGGAUGCAGUUUUGGUGAGAGGGGAAAACAAUAGAGUUACGCGGGACCAAAGGGCCUAACAAUAAAAUCAUGGAUUGUCAUGAUCUAGAGGAGCAGUUGCGAAAACGAAAAAGAGCUUUUUUUAUUACAAUUCAAUUCCUUAAAGUUGGGAGAGAAGCAAGGAGUUGCAACAACCGAUUUAAAUCUAGAUUUAAUGGCUAAUUUGAAUCAACAUUCGGCCAUAUUUCAAGAGAUUCAAGGCUUGCCAUCUCAACUAUCU